AUGGCUUCGUCGCAGGGCAAGGCUGAGCUGAAAUUCGCCGACUGGAUGGCCAGCCUGCCCCCCAGCAUCUACAGCCUGCCCCUGUCCAACCUGGCCAUCCCAGGGUCUCAUGACUCGUUUAGCUUCUACAUCGAUGAAGCCUCUCCGGUUGGACCCGAGCAACCAGAGACUGUCCAGAAUUUUGUCUCCGUGUUUGGAACUGUGGCUAAAAAGCUGAUGAGGAAAUGGCUGGCCACACAGACGAUGAACUUUACAAGCCAGCUGGGAGCAGGUAUACGGUAUUUUGAUCUUAGAAUCUCCACAAAGCCCAGAGACCCUGAUAAUGAACUCUACUUUGCCCAUGGUCUGUUCAGUGCCAAAGUCAAUGAAGGUCUUGAGGAGAUCAGUGCCUUUCUUGCUGACCAUCAUAAGGAAGUGGUCUUCUUGGACUUCAACCACUUCUACGGGAUGCAGAAGUGUCACCAUGAAAAACUGGUCCAAAUGCUCAAAGAUACUUUUGGGAAUAAAAUGUGCCCAGCUAUAUUUGCUCAUGAAGUUUCUCUCCAGUACCUGUGGGAGAAGGAUUACCAGGUGUUGGUAUUUUAUCACAGUCCAGUGGCUCUGGAGGUUUCAUUUUUAUGGCCAGGACAGAUGAUGCCAGCGCCAUGGGCAAACACCACAGACCCAGAAAAAUUGAUUCAGUUUCUCCAGUCGUCAAUCACUGAGAAAAGAAAGAAGGGCUCUUUUUUUAUAUCUCAGGUGGUGCUGACCCCAAAGGCUAGCACAGUGGUCAAGGGGGUCACCAGUGGUCUCAGAGAAACCAUCACAGAAAGGGCGCUCCCUGCCAUGAUGCAGUGGGUCCGGACUCAGAGAGCGGGUGAAAGCGGCAUCAACAUUGUCACGGCAGACUUUGUCGAGCUCGGAGACUUCAUCAGCACAAUCAUAAAGCUGAACUACAUCUUGGAUGAAGGCGAAGCCGAUACAACUUGA
Messenger RNA from Eublepharis macularius, 969 nucleotides. It is a transcript of the gene PLCXD3, whose product is annotated as phosphatidylinositol specific phospholipase C X domain containing 3. Gene Ontology annotation, biological process: lipid metabolic process. Gene Ontology annotation, cellular component: synapse. Gene Ontology annotation, molecular function: phosphoric diester hydrolase activity. Lineage: Eukaryota; Metazoa; Chordata; Lepidosauria; Squamata; Eublepharidae. The transcript has 3 exons. The record is from RefSeq and is a predicted model, not a curated record. Bases 1 to 969 code for a protein of 322 amino acids.